This is a messenger RNA of Cucumis melo (muskmelon), 634 nucleotides long. RefSeq lists its product as uncharacterized. The coding region runs from base 165 to 431 and encodes 88 amino acids. The record is from RefSeq and is a predicted model, not a curated record. NCBI's taxonomy places the organism in Eukaryota, Viridiplantae, Streptophyta, Magnoliopsida, Cucurbitales, Cucurbitaceae. The transcript has a single exon.
UACCAACAUGGCGGCUAAGACGGUCAAAGAACCUCCGUCAAUAGCUUCCUCCCUCUAUAAAAAACCCUCAAAACCUCCAUUUUCUGUAUCCAAUUUCACUCCCAUCUUUUUCAUCCAUCGACUCAACAUUUCAUCUUAGAUUUUUCAUCCUCAAAUCCUUCACUAUGACGCCGAUUUCCGAAACCGAUGCCGGCGAGAUGUUCGUCAGAAUCGCCAUGUUCGUCUUUGUUCAGCUUCUUGUCUAUUUGAUUCUCUCCAAAUCCUCCAACCUCUUCUCCAACGACCAGAAAUUGAGAUCUCUCAGCUUUAAACCGGCUCGUUCCGUCAGUAUUCGCCGGUUUCUGGCUGCUCUUUCUGAUCUUCCUCCCGGCGGUGAGCUUUCUCCGUCGUCUGUUCGUCGCGGUCGUUCCGAUGACGGUUGCAAGUUGUAAAGAGUCGAAUCGAUCGGAUCGAAUUGAAUUGGUUCCGAUUGACAUUUUCUGGGUUAGUCAUGUAAAGUGAAAAAAGAGUAGGGGGUGAUUUAUGUUAUUUGUUAAAAGUAGAGGGGUUGGUUUGGUGAAUUCUGAUUAUUUGUAUUUGUUAUUUGAAUGAUUCUUUUGUUCUUUGGUAAUGGUAAUGCAAAUUAUUUGACUUA